AUGGCCAAUUAUGAACGACUACUACGUCCAAUGAGGACGACUAAGUGUGACGUUUUAAAAUUUGUUGCUGUCUCUUAUACCAUCACAGGUUUAGCGAUUGUUGAACAUGUCCUGGCCGUGAACUAUAAACUAACAUUUCUAAUGAAUUGCAAGAACGAAACAACACUGAGUUUGGAGAUCGUGCUUCUAUAUGUUCGCUUUUACACCUCACAUCUUUUUCGCUACGUCCAAGUGGAUUUGUGGAAGGCGUUUGUAUACAAGAAGUCUGUGAACUGGCCUGAAUUACGUGUACAUUAUUCUUACCUGACGCAAAUGUUGAAUGACAUAAAUUCGCAUAUAUCUUUGUUGAUUCUGUUGUCUUUCUUCACUAAUAUAUUUUAUCUUUGUUUGCAACUAUUCUACGCUACUAAUCGCCUAUACUCUCAACGCGAAGGUUGCCCACAAGAAGAUGUCAUUUCAUCUGUCGAUAGUGCUGAAUAUACAGCGUACUACGUGUUUUCCUUUUUCUUUCUGCUUAUGCGUUCCACGAUCACCUCGUUAGCUGCUGUAAGUGUCCACACCGAAGCCAUGAAACCAUUACGAGCUUUGCGUCGUGUCGCCACAGAAGAGUACACUCUUGAAGUGCAGAGAUUCAUCCGACAAAUACGAUACAUUGAGCCCGCAUUGAACGAUAUCGACAAAUUGAAGCAGCAUUGUCGAUGCGAUUUCGACAAUCAACAAUCUGCUUUUCGACGGUCGACGAGUGCUUUUAUCAUUGUGGGACAAUGCAUCGGUCUAAAUCCGGUAUCUGGUGCACUAGGAAACGAUGUAUCAGAAAUAAGACUCAAAAUAAUGUCAUUCAAACACUUGUAUAGCCUGGCUUUGUGUUUUCUGCAGUUAGUGUUAGUUCUCUUAUGCUUUGUUGAUUUGGCAAAAAAAUCUAUAACACUUACAGCUCUAGCAUAUUUAUCAUUUUACGCUACAACGUUCAUGACUACUGUACUCUUCCUGCGUCUUGCAAAGAGAUGGCAGUCACUAAACAGGGAACUAACAGAGUCCCGCUUAGAUGAAUAUGUGGAUCCGUAUAUGCAUUGUAAAUGCGCAACAGUCACAAUUAUUUGUAUGAGUCUCGCCCUCUUUGAGCAUUCCCUUGCAUUACUGACAAGAUUAAGCCAUGUAACCGAUUGUAACACAAACAUACAGGACAUAUUAAGGAUGUACACAGAACAAUAUUUUGAAUGGCUAUUCUACACUAAUUUUCAGUAUAACACGUUCAUUGGAGUAUUUAACGUGAUUCUCAACAUAUUGUGUAACUUGACCUGGAACUAUUCCCACGUCUUCAUAAUUUGCAUAAGUCUGUACUUGAGCUCUAUACUUGAACAUAUUAACAAGAAACUUGUCUCUACGGAAGGUCAGUUUCGCCCGCCGUCGUUCUGGAGGAGCCUCCGGGAAGACUACAGCAAUGCGACUCGACUGAUCCACGUGUUUGACGACAACAUUAACGGUAUCAUAUUCGUAGCCUUCGCGAGCAAUCUAUUCUUCAUCUGCUUGCAGCUGUUCUUCGUUUUAUCGCCAUUCGGAGGCUUAGAGAAUGUAGUCUACAUGACAUUUUCACUGGUUUUCGUGCUUUCUCGCUCUUUGGCUGUGUCGCUGAUUGCAGCGCGAGUCCACUCCGCGACUUUACUGGCCGCACCCGUCCUUUAUGCUGUGCCUUCUCCGGUCUACUGUGUUGAGGUGCAGAGGUUCAUCGAGCAAGUCCACGGGGAUAACGUGGCACUUACCGGGAUGAAUUUUUUCCACAUUACAAGAGAACUGGUGCUUUCGCGUACCGCCCCAUUAGUGCGUUGCGCUGCGUUGCGUCGCGUCAUCGCAACGGAACAACGCAUUGUAUGCCACACCUGUGUUGCGUUGACGCUGCGCCAACGCAACGCAAGCGGGCAUGCACGUCGACGCAGUUGCGUCUCAGUUCAGCCUUUGCAAUGGAUAGAUACAAACGUGUUCUUUUGUUGCUUUUAUUACGGCACCGCCGAAAUAAACGUAGAAAUCAUAGAAGAUUCUGGAUAUCUCCUUUGA
Molecule: messenger RNA, 2052 nt
Organism: Leptosia nina
Lineage: Eukaryota; Metazoa; Arthropoda; Insecta; Lepidoptera; Pieridae
Source: the annotation of a GenBank genome assembly